Molecule: messenger RNA, 2651 nt
Organism: Enhydra lutris kenyoni (northern sea otter)
Lineage: Eukaryota; Metazoa; Chordata; Mammalia; Carnivora; Mustelidae
Product: pro-neuregulin-1, membrane-bound isoform-like
Exons: 8
Coding region: 1-1446 (481 amino acids)
Biological process (GO): animal organ development; nervous system development; intracellular signal transduction
Molecular function (GO): protein tyrosine kinase activator activity; chemorepellent activity
Source: RefSeq, a predicted model, not a curated record
AUGCAGAUUUCUAAACACAGAGCCAUUAAAGAUAUCACAGCUACGUCAACAUCUACAACCGGGACAAGCCAUCUUGUAAAGUGUGCAGAGAAGGAGAAAACUUUCUGUGUGAAUGGAGGCGAGUGCUUCAUGGUGAAAGACCUUUCAAACCCCUCAAGAUACUUGUGCAAGUGCCCAAAUGAGUUUACUGGUGAUCGCUGCCAAAACUACGUAAUGGCCAGCUUCUACAAAGCGGAGGAGCUCUACCAGAAGAGAGUGCUGACCAUCACCGGCAUCUGCAUCGCCUUGCUUGUGGUUGGCAUCAUGUGUGUGGUGGCCUACUGCAAAACCAAGAAACAACGGAAAAAGCUUCAUGACCGUCUUCGGCAGAGUCUGCGGUCUGAACGCAACAACAUGGUGAACAUAGCCAACGGGCCUCACCACCCCAACCCGCCCCCCGAGAACGUCCAGCUGGUGAAUCAAUACGUAUCUAAAAAUGUCAUCUCUAGUGAGCAUAUUGUUGAGAGAGAAGCGGAGACAUCGUUUUCCACCAGUCACUACACCUCAACAGCUCACCACUCCACCACCGUUACCCAGACUCCCAGCCACAGCUGGAGCAAUGGGCACACUGAAAGCAUCCUUUCGGAAAGUCACUCUGUAAUCAUGAUGUCAUCAGUAGAAAACAGCAGACACACCAGCCCAACCGGGGGCCCACGAGGACGACUUAAUGGCUUGGGAGGCCCUCGUGAAUGUAACAGCUUCCUCAGGCAUGCUAGAGAAACCCCUGACUCCUACCGAGACUCUCCUCAUAGUGAAAGGUAUGUGUCAGCAAUGACCACCCCGGCUCGUAUGUCACCUGUAGAUUUCCACACGCCAAGCUCCCCCAAAUCGCCCCCUUCGGAAAUGUCUCCACCUGCGUCCAGCACGACAGUAUCCAUGCCCGUCAUGGCAGUCAGCCCCUUCGUGGAGGAAGAGAGACCUCUGCUUCUGGUGACACCACCAAGGCUGCGGGAGAAGUAUGACCAUCACCCUCAGCAGUUCAACUCCUUCCACCACAACCCCGCCCAUGAGAGCAACAGCUUGCCCCCUAGCCCCUUGAGGAUAGUGGAGGAUGAGGAGUACGAAACCACCCAGGAGUACGAGCCAGCUCAAGAACCUGUUAAGAAACUCACCAGUAGCCGGCGGGCCAAAAGAACCAAGCCCAAUGGCCACAUCGCCAACAGGUUGGAAAUGGACAGCAACGCAAGCGCUGAGGGCACUAACUCAGAGAGUGAAACAGAAGAUGAGAGGGUAGGGGAGGAUACACCCUUCCUGGGCAUUCAGAACCCCCUGGCAGCCAGUCUUGAAGCACCUGCCUUCCGCCUGGCGGACAGCAGGACUAACCCAGCAGCCCGCUUCUCGACGCAGGAGGAAUUGCAGGCCAGGCUGUCUAGUGUAAUCGCUAACCAAGACCCUAUCGCUGUAUAAAACCGAAAUAAACACAUAGAUUCACCUGUAAAACUUUAUUUUAUAUAAUAAAGUAUUCCACCUUAAAUUAAACAAUUUAUUUUAUUUUAGCAGUUCUGCAAAUAGAAAACAGGAAAAAAAACUUUUAUAAAUUAAAUAUAUGUAUGUAAAAAUGUGUUAUGUGCCAUAUGUAGCAAUUUUUUACAGUAUUUCAAAACGAGAAAGAUAUCAAUGGUGCCUUUAUGUUCUGUUAUGUUGAGAGCAAGUUUUGUACAGUUACUGUGAUUGCUUUUCCACAGUAUUUCAGCAAAACCUCCCAUAUAUUCAGUUUUUGCUGGCUUCUCGUGCAUUGCAUUCUGAUGUUGACGGGAUGUAUGAUUUGCAAGACUUGCAACUGUCCCUCCGUUUGCUUCUAGUAGCGCCCGAUCAGUACGUCUUGUAAUGGCACAUCCAUCGAAAUACUCUUCUUUUUUGUACGAAGUUUUCUUUUGCUUUCAGUAUAUGAAAUGAGUUGUGUCUCCUCUGCCAGCCAAAGGUUCGCUUCACUGGGCUCUGAGAUAAUAGUAGAUCCAACAGCAUGCUACUAUUAAUUACAGCAGGAAACUGCAUUAAGUAAUGUUAAAUAUUAGGAAGAAAGUAAUAUUGUGAUUUAAAAAAAAACUAUAUUCUUAAUCAGAAGACAGCUCGCUCUCGCGAAAAUGAGCUACCAUUUGCUUUAUUUGGGUUUAUUUUUCUUGACAAAGAGCAACAGUUUGGGGGACUAGCAUAGAAAAUGGAUUCUGGCUUGCUUUUCGGGGUAAACCCAUUACCUUAGCAGAGGACUCCACCUCAGUUUCGGGGGGAAUGACACAGCAGGUCAUCUAGUUGAAAAUCAAACCGUGGCAAAGAAAGGUGCAAUCGUUCCUGACUUGGGUUUCUCGUUGACUCGGGAGCUGGCCAUUGGUUGUGUCGUAUCAGCUCAUGAACAGAUGUGUUAUGGCACAAAAUGACCAUGAAAUGAUGGCACACUCAGCAUUUUGUGUGAAAUACUUCUGCCGUGAAAUACGCCUGCCAUAUGCGGUGAUGACUAGCCAUCCUAGGGAAAUAGGUCUGUUGUAGAGUGUCUAGAAGGAGUGAGUGUGUCUAGAAGGCACAGGUGUGACUUGGGUGCGGUCUUAAAUAGUUGUGUUGCCCUCGCCUUUCUCCUCAUGAUUUUCCUCUUGUUUUUUCAAUGUUGCCUUGAUCAG